Etheostoma spectabile (orangethroat darter) is the source of this 3555-nucleotide messenger RNA. RefSeq names its product adducin 1 (alpha) (gene add1). Lineage: Eukaryota; Metazoa; Chordata; Actinopteri; Perciformes; Percidae. Bases 172 to 2622 code for a protein of 816 amino acids. Gene Ontology annotation, biological process: positive regulation of adherens junction organization; positive regulation of establishment of endothelial barrier; barbed-end actin filament capping. Gene Ontology annotation, cellular component: cytoskeleton; plasma membrane; focal adhesion. Gene Ontology annotation, molecular function: actin filament binding. The record is from RefSeq and is a predicted model, not a curated record. The transcript has 19 exons.
GGAUGAUGGUGGCUGGGCGGAGCGAUGUAGGAACGACGAGAGGAGAGAUAUAAACCCACUCUGAGAUCACCAGGGUAAGGGAUAAAGAUAGUGAAACCCACCGUCUUGCUUUCACCGAGCACUGGUUAUAUAUUGCAUCACUUCAUCAAAGAGAGGGAGGCCAGCCCCAGGAUGAACGGCAACUCAGGUGCCGGUGUGGUGACGGCCCCCCCUCCCACCACAGCCCCACACAAGGAGCGGUACUUCGACCGGGUGGAUGAGAGCAGCCCGGAGUACCAGAGGGAGAGAAACAUGGCACCCGACCUGCGGCAGGACUUCAACAUGAUGGAGCAGAGGAAGAGGGUCUCCAUGAUACUACAGAGCCCGGCAUUCUGCGAUGAGCUGGAGACAAUGAUCCAGGAUCAGCUGAAGAAGGGCAAGACUCCCACGAGCCUGUUGGCUCUGCAGCAGAUCGCAGACUUUAUGACCACCAGCAUGCCUUCCAUGUAUCCCGCUGCACCUCAGGGAGGCAUGGCGGCGCUCAACAUGAGUUUGGGUAUGGUGACUCCAGUGAAUGAUCUGCGUGGCUCAGACUCCAUUUCCUAUGACAAGGACGAGAAGUUGCUCCGCUGCAAGCUGGCGGCCUUUUAUCGGCUCGCUGACUUGUUCGGCUGGUCCGAGCUCAUCUACAACCACAUCACAGUCAGGGUGAACUCAGACCAGGAGCGUUUCCUAAUUAUACCUUUUGGGCUCCUGUACAGUGAAGUCACCGCUUCCAGUCUGGUGAAGAUAAACUUUCAAGGUGAGAUAGUUGACCGGGGAAGCACCAAUCUCGGGGUAAACCAGGCCGGCUUCACUCUCCACUCUGCCAUCUACGCUGCACGGCCCGAUGUCAAGUGUAUCGUACACAUACACACAUCCGCGGGUGGUGCGGUGUCCGCCAUGAAAUGCGGCCUGUUGCCCAUCUCACCUGAGGCGCUGUCCCUGGGUGAGGUGGCCUAUCAUGACUACCAAGGCAUACUGGUGGAUGAGGAAGAAAGUACCCUCAUACAGAGGAACCUUGGGCCUAACAGCAAGGUGCUCAUUCUGAGGAACCAUGGCUUGGUGUCUGUAGGCGAAACAGUGGAGGAAGCUUUCUAUUACAUCCACAAUCUGGUCACUGCCUGUGAGAUCCAGGUGCGAACACUGGCCAGCGCUGGAGGGCCAGAUAAUCUGGUGUUGUUGGACCCAACAAAAUACAAGUCCCGCCCACGGGUCCCGGAGCCAGCCGUUGACAGGCCUUCUGCACACCCCAAGUGGCUAGUCGGGGAGCAGGAGUUUGAGGCUCUCAUGAGAAUGCUCGACAACUUGGGCUAUAGGACGGGCUACCCUUACCGCUGCCCAGCAUUGCGAGACAAAGCUAAAAAGCACAGUGAAGUGGAGAUUGCUCCCUCCACCCAUGGUGGUUACUCAUACGGGGAGGACAGUGACUCAGGUGCUCGCUCCCCAAUGAAACAGAGCUUCCAGCGCGGCCAGCGUGACAAGACCCGCUGGCUCAAUGCCAGCGGCCGGCCUGAUGAGCCCUGCGAGGAUGGGCCCGACGGCAGCAGCCCCAAGUCGAAGCCUAAGGUGUGGACGAACAUAACACACGAUCACGUCAAACCCUUGCUGCAGUCUCUCUCGUCUGGUGUCUGCGUGCCAAGCUGUAUAACCAACUGCUUGUGGACAAAGGAAGACGGACUCCGCCAGUCUGCCGCAGCCAAUCAGUUCAUCCCAAUGAACACCAACCCAAAGGAAGUCCUGGAAAUGAGGAAUAAGAUCCGGGAGCAGAACCUGCAGGACAUAACAACAGCAGGGCCCCAGUCUCAGGUUCUGUGUGCCAGCACCAUAGUGGAACGCUCCUUCACCCAGAGAUUGUCAAUCUGGCAGGACGCCCCUCUGUCUGACUGUACAGACACUAUUGAUGGCCUCGAUGUGUCCGAGGGUUCCUAUAGUCCUGCUAAAUCAAUUAGAAAGGGGGAGCUAGUGACCGCAUCCAAAGCCAUCAUCGAGAAGGAGUACCAACCCAAGGUUAUCGUCAGCAAGCAGGGUCCCAACCCCUUCACAAAACUCACCGACCAGGAGCUGGAGGAGUACCGCAAGGAGGUGGAGCUGAAACAGAAAGGGCCUGAAGUGCAGGGAAGAGACGAUAGUAGGGAGGGAUCAGCCUCCUAUCCUGAGCCUGAAACGCUACCGAGGGGUCGGGCCUCCGUCCCCACACCUCUGCAGUCUUCCACUGAGUCACCCAGCUUAGAGAUAGCCCCACCUCCAACUGCCACACCGGCCUCUGAGCGGGGCUCUUCCUCCAUUGUUCUUUCCAGUGGGGCUGAGCCACCUCAGGGAGGCACAGACUCUGCAGACGACGUUUUUUCGACAGCAGAGUUUUUUUCAGCUCCAGAUUCCCCACACAAGGAGUUCCACUGUGCCGUGGUGCGAGCCCUCAGCAAGGAGCCAUUGGUGCUAGCGGCAGCUAAGGCAGAGCAGGCUCCAGACCUGGAGCAGCUUGAAGAGCCUGAGGAGGAAGAGCGCAAAAGCCAGAAACCCACCACCACUCCACCCAGCACCCCCAUCAGAGCAGAGGAAGACGAGUCCUUUACCAGAAUCCCUGCCAGAACCAACCUAUAAGGAUGACAGUGACGCCGCCACCCUGAGACAGACCCUUCCAGAUUUAACACCCGAUGACCCCUUCGAUGCCCCACCACUUCCUGCUGAAGACUGCCCCGCGGCCACUGUAGACACCGCUGAGGUGGAGGAGCCUGCGGAAGCUGGCGACCAGGACGGAGAAGAGUCUCCCAGCAAAUCUCCCUCCAAAAAGAAAAAGAAGUUCCGCACUCCUUCCUUCUUAAAGAAAAACAAAAAAAAGACAGAGUCCUAAAUUAGAGAAUGUUGGAUCGGUCCUCAAGGCUGGCCUCUGCCUCUUUUCAGUUUCGCUUCUUGUCUAUCAAUGCACCCUGCGAGCAAGACACAGUAACACACAGUUACGCUUUUUUUGUUGUUUUGACAUUUGUCGCUGGCUUAUUAACCUAUUUUUCCUUGUUAGUGUUUGCCAAUUUUGUAUACAGUGUAAAAAUGAUUGAUUGCACAAAGGUUUUUAAUUAUUAGAGGCUUUUUAGUUGUGAGUGAUGCAUUCUGUCUAGUCCACUCUAUCUGGCCUUUGAUGCAUGUCUAUUACUACAGGCCCACAAUUAAUUAAGGUUUGAGGGUGAGAUUUUAGGGUUUUAUCACCCUCAUUUAUUUUUUAAAGAGUAUUACUAAACUGUUGUAACCACUAGAAUGUAAUGGGAUUGUAUCAAAAAUAAGUGUCUUUCAAAAACAGUGAAUGCCGAAAGAGAAGCUUGGACUCACAUUUAACUGGUGGUCAAUUUGGACAGUGAGAACUACAAAUUGCAUAGUGCUAAUUUUACCCUGUGAAGCUGUGCGCCCAUGUAAGAACAUGUUGCUAGGCCGGGAAAACAGUUGGGAUAUUUUCAGGUAAUUAAUAAUGGAAAAUGUAGUCAUCCAAACUCAAUAUUACUGUUUCCAUAAUCCAAUAUUUCAUUAAAUCAUCCAGAAGCUAAA